AACACCACAAGGCCUCCAAAAAGGCUUUAACUGGCAAGAAGAGGCCUUAGUGUAGCUGUGAAUAACUGAACCUCAGCGAGAUGUCUUCUCUAGGCAUGCACAUGUUAGCGAGCGCCUUGGCCCUACUGGGAUGGGUGGGAGCCCUCCUGUCCUGCAUCAUGCCAAUGUGGCGCGUGACAGCCUUCGUUGGAACCACCAUUGUAACCUCAGAGAUCAUGUGGGAGGGCAUUUGGAUGAGCUGCGUGAUCCAAAGCACAGGCCAAAUGCAGUGCAAACCGUACGAGUCCAUGCUCGCGCUAGGCACGGAUCUGCAGGCGGCUCGGGCCCUCACAGUGAUGGCGAUCCUUUUGGGAGCAGUGGGCCUUGUUUUAGCCUUCAUCGGAGGAAAGUGCACCAUCUUCAUGGACCGAUCCAAAAGAUCCAAAGCCAGGAUCGCCACAACAGCUGGUGUCACGUUGAUUGUCGCUGGAGUUCUCUGCCUGAUCCCCGUCUCCUGGUCGGCUGGCAUUGUGGUGAGUGCGUUUUACAACCCACAGAUGGCCGAUUCGCAGCGAAGGGAGAUCGGUGGUGCCAUUUAUGUUGGUUGGGGUGCAUCCAUUGUCCUCAUUUUGGGUGGAGGAAUGCUCUGCACCACUAUCUGCAAAGAAAAAACAGAAGACGACAGUGGCCGUUCAGUGAAGUACCUGAUCGUGCGCUCUUCACAGGCAGGGUCCAGCAGAGUGGGCUCCCAGAGGAUGCGUCCCAUCUCUGUGAGGUCAUUGCAGAGUGGCACUCCAUCUGUGAGGUCCCAGUGGAGUCAGAAAGCUCCUUUGAAUCAGGGCAGACCUCCUUCUCUGGGCUCCUACCAGAGCAGGCCGUCAACUACAAAGUCUCAGCUUGCCAGAGCCGAAUUGAUGUCAGAGUCUGAGUGGGACAAGGGGGUGUCGACUAAAUCCCAGCUGAUUGAUGAUGGUUUGGAUCAGACACUGGCUGCUUCUGAACUUAGUGAGACUGAAGAUGCUCCCAAGACAUACAUUUGAAUAAGGAGACUGAUAAAUUUGUGUUGAAUGAAGGACUUACAUGCACUUGGACAGUCAUAUAUCUGCCAUAACACUGUGAAUAUGAAGAAUGUCUGAUAAAAUGUAGAAUAUGUUAGUGGCUGAACCUUACUUUUAUAUAAAACCGAUAAAGAUCUCACUUAGUCAAUUCAGAUUUUUUCUUUUUUUGAGAAUUUAAGGCACUCGAAGUGCAUGUGAUCGAGAUGAAG
Messenger RNA from Carassius carassius (crucian carp), 1246 nucleotides. It is a transcript of the gene cldn30, whose product is annotated as claudin 30. Lineage: Eukaryota; Metazoa; Chordata; Actinopteri; Cypriniformes; Cyprinidae. Gene Ontology annotation, biological process: cell adhesion; bicellular tight junction assembly. The record is from RefSeq and is a predicted model, not a curated record. Gene Ontology annotation, molecular function: structural molecule activity. Gene Ontology annotation, cellular component: bicellular tight junction; plasma membrane. The coding region runs from base 81 to 1019 and encodes 312 amino acids. The transcript has a single exon.